This is a messenger RNA of Yamadazyma tenuis ATCC 10573, 1589 nucleotides long. Lineage: Eukaryota; Fungi; Ascomycota; Pichiomycetes; Serinales; Debaryomycetaceae. The record is from RefSeq and is a predicted model, not a curated record.
GGUAUUCGAGAUAUGUCCGCGAUAAAUCAAAGCCUCUUGGUUCCAGACGAAAGUGACCACCGCGAUGCCCAUGACUUCCUCGACCACAAUGACAUCUACUACCAACAAAUAGACAAGGCCUCUGUGAUCUGGCGCUUCAGUUGUAUGAAAGGAUUUUUUCGCCAGACUUUGGACGCUACAGACGACAUGACUUUCAACUACGCGCUUCAAGAUUUCGGCAUUCUCAAGCCCUGGGAACAUAUUGUGCUGGAAAUACGUCGUCGAAAUCGUGAUGAGAACCUGGCCGUUAAGUAUAAGCUCUUAUUACUUGCCCGGCAUGGCCAAGGGGUCCAUAAUAUUGCUUCUAUUAUGUACGCGCUGGAGUGGGCUUCAAAAUGGCGAUUUGUGGGAACUGACGGUAACCUCGUAUGGGGUCCGGACCCGCUUCUCACACCGCUUGGCCGUUGCCAGGCCGAAGAAAACCGCCUGUUUCUUGAGACUCAGGUGCAAAAGGGUAUGCCAAUUCCCAGCAAAUUUUAUGUUUCUCCACUCACCAGGUCUAUAGAUACCAUGAGGAUCGAGUGGAGUUCGGUGGAGACUCUGCGGCCAUUGGUGGUGGAUAAUCUACGCGAAACUAUUGGCAUCAACCUCUGCCAUAAACGGCUGCAAAAAGGUGAAUUGCAGGCCAAGUACCAAGACUUAGACUUUGAGGACGGGUUUCCUGAGGAAGAUGAGCUUCAUCUAAAGCUGCAGAAAAGAGAAGAGAUCUGGGAACAGUUUAUGCGCAUAAACGGGGUGUUACAGGAUCUCUUCAGUAACGAGUUACAGUCUGAUGAUACCGACGAUGUGGUGAGCAUCACUUGCCAUGCUGGUACCAUUAGAGCAUUUCUCUCGGUGGUUGGACACAGAGGCUUCACAAUCCCGAAGGGUGGCAUUAUCCCGGUAAUUGUAAAAGCGGAGAGAAACUAGGUUAUUUAUAUGGCAGUUUGAAUAUAUAUAUAUAUAUUUACUAUUGCAAAUUGUAGUGCGCUGACCUAAAGUCUACGCUAAUACGCUGAACCUAGUGCUGUUCUAGUAUGGCUUGUACCGCACAUCCUUCUUCUUUUUCUUCUUGUCCUUCUUAUCCUUCUUGUCCUUUUUUCUAUGCUUUUCCUUCUUUUCCUUUUUCUCUGGUGCUUCAAGCUCAAUUGCUUCAACCCCAGGAACCUCUAAUUCCACCUUCCACGGUAAAUCCCACAUCUUCACCAGUCCAUCCUCCCCACACGAUAAUGCCUGUUUCCCUCCAGCAAACACCUGUAAGUCUCGUACUACCUCGUCCCCAUGAGCUCCUGGAAAUACAAUUGUUUCCAUUCCAAACUGCUCAGACAACGGACUAAACAGCCGCAACGUCAAUUCCUGGUUAGAAUUCGUUCCAUACGACACGUAGCCCUGUGGGUUUACGUCCACCACGUACUCGCACCCCCAAACUUGCCUGGCGUCGCCCAAGUCUUUCGGUACGGGCUCUUCCCACACCUCGUAGUUCGUAUUGUUCAACUGAUGGAAGGAAAGUGUCUCCAUGUGAGACAAGAUUCCAAUCCGAUCCUUCAGCACAAACUGGCACGAGUGCACUG